Paramecium pentaurelia is the source of this 468-nucleotide messenger RNA. The record is from the annotation of a GenBank genome assembly. Lineage: Eukaryota; Ciliophora; Oligohymenophorea; Peniculida; Parameciidae.
AAUGAUAGAGAAGUGUGAAAAUAGACAAGAUUGCUAAGUUAUCAAUUAGAAAUGUAUCAAUAGAUGGAAGUAAUGUGAUUAGAUAUAGAAUGCUAGUGUAAAAAAAUGUAAAAAAUUUAAUUGUGACUAUGAUGAAUUGCUAUAUUUAUGCAAAGAAGUAGAAUAAUGAUUUUAUAAUAGCCUUAUUUCCAAAAAUCUAUUUUAGAAUAAAAAAUUCAAGAAAGUACAAAUAAAAAGUCUUUCAAUAGUUUAAGUAAUCAUUAACAACAAAGAAAAUUCAAAAACUAUGAAAAAUGUUAAAAAAAUGAAGUUAAAUAAUAAGAAACAUACUCAAAACUUGAACUUAAAGCUAUAAUAUAAUAGAUAUCUGAAAUAAAUAAUACUCAGUUUGAACAACUGAAUUUUAUAAUUAAUUUUGCUGCUACCUUUAGUCUUUCGUAUAUGAUAAUCAAUUUAAUAAUUUAGUGA